This is a messenger RNA of Megalops cyprinoides (Indo-Pacific tarpon), 1026 nucleotides long. RefSeq names its product proteasome 20S subunit beta 11a (gene psmb11a). The transcript has 3 exons. Bases 1 to 1026 code for a protein of 341 amino acids. The record is from RefSeq and is a predicted model, not a curated record. Gene Ontology annotation, cellular component: proteasome core complex. Lineage: Eukaryota; Metazoa; Chordata; Actinopteri; Elopiformes; Megalopidae.
AUGGCUUUGCAAGAUGUGUGCGGUUUCUGGGACUCCCCUGUGUAUCCCAGAUGGAACACUCCAGCCUCCCUCUCCAUGCCCGUGGGAGACGCCACUGAGCUCUUUACCCAGAAUCCUCUGCAGGUGGAGCGUGACGGGCAGGGCUCCGUGGCCCCGCCCUUCGCCCUGUCGCACGGCACCACAACGCUGGCGUUCGUGUUCCAGGGGGGCAUCGUGGCGGCGGCCGACACCCGCGCCAGCUGCUCGGGGCUGGUCUGCUGCCCGGCGGCCCGGAAGGUUCUGCCGGUGCACUCGCACCUGGUGGUGACGACGUCGGGCAGCGCUGCAGACUGCAUGCUGUGGGAGCGCGUGCUGGCCCGCGAGUGCCGGCUGUACCAGCUCCGCCACCGCCGCCGGCUGCCCACAGGGGGCGCCGCCAAGCUGCUCUCCCACAUGCUGCACCCCUUCAAGGGCACCGAUGUGUGCGUGGCCGCCAUGCUGUGCGGCUGGGACAGGGGCGAGGGGGGCGGGGCGGGGAGGGGGGACGGAGGGAUGAGUUUGGAGGGAGAGCGGAGGGGGUACAGACAGGAGCAGAAAUGCAGUGCUGAAAGGAGGGCACCCGUCUCAGCCGGCCGGGACAGAACCGCGUCCCAGACCGGAGGAGGAGCGGGCUCGGGACCCAGGCUGUACUACGUGUGCAGUGAUGGGACCCGCCUGCAGGGGGAACUCUUCUCCGUGGGCUCCGGCUCCCCAUACGCCUACUCCGUGCUGGACGGCGGGGUGCGCUGGGAGCUAGGCGUGGCUGAGGCCUGCUCGCUGGCCAGAGAGGCCGUGUUCCGCGCCGCCCACCGCGACGCCUACUCCGGAAACUGCGUGGACCUGUACCACGUCACCGCCCGCGGCUGGAGGCGCAGGGAGAGGGAGGACUUGAAGGAGGAGUACUACAGAGAGAGGGAGCGAGAGAGGGAGAGGGUGGAGGAGAGGAGGAAGGAGAGAGAGAGGGAGGAGGGAGAGGGGGAAGGGAGGAGUAUAGUCCCUCGACAGUAG